This is a messenger RNA of Marchantia polymorpha subsp. ruderalis, 1492 nucleotides long. The record is from the annotation of a GenBank genome assembly. Lineage: Eukaryota; Viridiplantae; Streptophyta; Marchantiopsida; Marchantiales; Marchantiaceae.
UCGACUUUCGAUUGUCUCUCAACUGACAACUGCGUCUCCAGACUGCGGAAGCCGUUCAUUCUUCCGACCAUCUCUUUCCAACUGUAAUGUAAUCCUCAAUCCAUUGGAUUGUGAUUUCUUACCACGACAAAAGUGUGAGAAACUACGUGAAAUCACGUAACGUCGUUAGACAACGACGGCGGUGGCAUCCGCAGUUGAGAAAGUCCGGGCAGGCCUCUACUGUGGUAUGUCCAUAGACUGAUCGGCGAUGUUGGGACGGUCGGAAAUUGGACAGAUCGUCCGCAGGGAGGGAGGCAGGGAGGGAGGGGCACCGAAGGAAGAGAGGAUCCAGAAGCUCGGAGGCGAAGUAUCUGAUGGAAGAUUAUGAUGGCGUCUGUUAAUUCUAUGCGGCAGAAUUCGUACUCGACAGCUGUAGCUCGUGACGUUCUAGCGGACGGGCGUGCAGCAUGCUACAAGGCCAGGGAUGAGUUCUAUGCGUGCCUUGACAAGACGUCUGGUUCUACACCCACUGAAGUAGCAUCAGUCGGGCUUCUAUACUCGACUGACUGCAAACAUGCUCGUGAUGACUACAUGAAGGCCUGCCGUCCCACAUGGGUAAAACAUUUUGAUCGUCAAUAUGCUGGAAAGAAGCGUGUAAAACGUUUGCUUGAUAAAGAUACAACCCAAGGAGACAUCAAGAAUUUUUGAAGACUUGCAUUGAGCCGGACGACUUUCACCAGAAAGGUCUUCGCAGAUUUUGGGGAUUCGGCAAGCUAGUCCCUUUGUAGAGUUCUGGAUCCACAGAUAAGAGGAUUCUCGACGGAGAAACUUCUUGAAGCCAUCGAAUUUCUGCAUGUCUUGCGAAGAAGAGAUUGGCCGGACCUUGUCACUAUUUGCAGCACUUCCGACCCCAAUUUUCCCGAAGCUAGACUAAACCAUCCUGUAAUCUACAACCAGUUGAACACCAGCCACAGUCGGUUUAAAUCAAUGAACUAGGCAGAAACACGAGAGUUCAGACGCACGGAGAGCAUCGUCUGGCACUUCAUGUCACUGUGCAGGGAACUGGGUAUUGAAGCAAACUGAAGAGGUUACGAAGGACUAAAGCGGAUACCUCUUGUCUACAUUGCCCUCGUUGCCCAAAUGACGGUUGAACGCAUGUCGGCGCCAAGGGAGAAUUCCGAGGCAGUUAGCACACACACAAAUAAUUUAGUUGCAUAGGUUCGGUGCCACCGAGACUGAAUCUGCGAGCAUGAAGGCUCCAAGGCUUCAGGAUUGGAAUGCUCUUCAUAGUCUUCAAUAUAUAUUCCACGAAAUAAAUAUGACCUUCACGCGUGGGUGUGUAGAAUUUACAACAAUACAGACGAUAACCCCCAGCCCUUCAGAAGCUGCUGGAGCUGAUGGUAGUUCCUCAGGAAAAAUGUGUUGAUCACUUGGAAGCCUGCAGAGUCCGCAAUGUAUAGCCUACCGUGUAAAGAUGUGAUCACAACGGAUUCUCAAUAGACAACAAGUUCGC